CGCCUCCUGCCGCUGCUGUGCGGGGGGGCGAGGAGCAAGGGGGCCUCCCUCGGCCCCGGGGUGCCGGGCCGCCUCGCCCAGCGGCGCUACAAGAAGGACGUGCUACCCUCCCCUGAGGGGCCCGUGCCCUCCGUCUCCAUCACCGAGAUCCGGCAGUACCUGCGGGCCCAGGGCAUCCCCUUCCACGACGGCUACAGCUGCCUCCACACCCCCAGCCUCUUCACCGACGGCCGGGAGGACCAGCCAGGCGGCCCCCAGCCACCGGCGGCCGCCGCCAGCGCACCUUACACACUUUUCAUUGACAAGACGACGGGCAGCUUUCUGUGCACGGCCACCCUGGCCGAGGGCACCUGGCAGGACUUCCAGGCCAACGUGGAGCUGCGGCACCGCGGUGUUCCCCCCGCCAGCUCAGAGGAGCCGGAGGAGGACACGCGACGGGCUCGCGAGGAUGCCCGCUGCAUCUGGGACCGGGCGCUGCCGCUCUGGGAGCUGCUGGACGAGGAUGAGACCAACAAGACCAAGGCCAUGUUCGGUAUCUCCCUGGUGACGGACGCCACCCUGAAACGCUUCGGGGUGCGUUAUCUGAGGACCGCCAAGUCCCUCGUCUUCCCCUGGUUCAGCCCCCGUGAUGCGACCCUGAAAGGCCUGAAGCUCGUGAGGGUGGAGAAGAAGGGGGAUGCGAUAACUUACGUGGAAGAGACUUUACCCCGCUUUGAUUCCUAUCGCAAUCUCUUUGGGCUGCCCCUGAUCGGCCGCCGAGACACAGAGCUGGUCUUAACCGGGUGGGAGCUGGAUGCCCUGGCCCUGCACCAAGCUACGGGGGUGGCCAGCCUGGCCCUGCCGCGGGGGGCCACCUGCCUGCCCCCCGCCCUCCUCCCCUACCUGGAGCAGUUCAAGCGCAUCACGCUGUGGCUGGGCGAGGACCUGCGCUCCUGGGAAGCCGCCAAGCUCUUUGCCCGCAAGCUGAGCCUCAAACGCUGCUCCCUGGUGCGCCCCGGUGACCUGCAGCCCCGGCCCUUGGAGGCUCUGAACCAGGGCCUGAACCUCACCAAGAUCCUGCGUGCCGCCCUGCCUGCCAGCCACAAAUCCAUCGUCUCCUUCCGGCAGCUGCGCGAGGAGGUGUUCGGGGAGCUGGUCAACACCGAGCAGGUGGCUGGUGUCAAGUGGGCACGCUUCCCCGAGCUCAACAAGCUCCUCAAAGGGCACCGCAGAGGGGAGCUCACCAUCUUCACAGGCCCGACGGGCAGUGGGAAGACGACCUUUAUCAGCGAGUACGCACUGGACCUGUGCAUGCAGGGGGUGUGCACGCUGUGGGGCAGCUUCGAGAUUAACAACGUCCGCCUGGCCAAGAUCAUGCUGACGCAGUUUGCCGCCCAGCGCCUGGAGGACCAGCUAGAGCUGUACGAUGAGUGGGCCGAUCGCUUCGAGGACCUCCCGCUCUACUUCAUGACCUUCCACGGCCAGCAGAACAUCAAGACGGUGAUUGACACCAUGCAGCAUGCUGUCUACAUGUACGACAUCACCCACGUGGUCGUUGACAACCUCCAGUUCAUGAUGGGACACGAGCACCUCUCUGUGGACAGGCUCGCUGCCCAGGACUACAUCGUUGGUGCCUUCCGCAAGUUUGCCACGGACAACACCUGCCACAUCACACUGGUCAUCCAUCCCCGCAAGGAGGAUGACGAGAAGGAGCUGCAGACGGCCUCCAUCUUUGGCUCCGCCAAGGCCAGCCAGGAGGCUGACAACGUCCUCAUCCUGCAGGAUCGUAAGCUGGUGACGGGGCCAGGGAAGCGCUACCUGCAGGUGUCCAAGAACCGCUUCGACGGGGACGUGGGUGUCUUCCCCCUGGAGUUCAGCAAGGCCUCGCUCACCUUCUCAUCCUCUGGCAAAAGCAAGGUCAAGCUGAAGAAGAUGAAGGAGGAGAAGGCGGUUUUAGCCAAGAAGGCUCUGGGAGGCUCAGGAACCUCCAAGAAGCCAUGA
Messenger RNA from Nipponia nippon (crested ibis), 1980 nucleotides. RefSeq names its product twinkle mtDNA helicase (gene TWNK). Gene Ontology annotation, cellular component: mitochondrion. Gene Ontology annotation, biological process: mitochondrial DNA replication. NCBI's taxonomy places the organism in Eukaryota, Metazoa, Chordata, Aves, Pelecaniformes, Threskiornithidae. The record is from RefSeq and is a predicted model, not a curated record. Gene Ontology annotation, molecular function: single-stranded DNA binding; ATP binding; 5'-3' DNA helicase activity.